This is a messenger RNA of Pteropus alecto (black flying fox), 1026 nucleotides long. It is a transcript of the gene CUNH10orf62, whose product is annotated as chromosome unknown C10orf62 homolog. The record is from RefSeq and is a predicted model, not a curated record. The transcript has a single exon. The coding region runs from base 98 to 805 and encodes 235 amino acids. NCBI's taxonomy places the organism in Eukaryota, Metazoa, Chordata, Mammalia, Chiroptera, Pteropodidae.
CUGGUGUAGGGUCCUGGAGACCUUCUUGGAGCUCAUCCAGCAACCAUCAUGCAAGGUGGUGCUGGGGACUGCCCUCUUACUUGGAGGUGGAGGCCUCAUGCUGUGGUUUCAGAGGAGGAGAAGGAAGAUAGUCCAUGAGUCUCCACAAGAUGAGCUCGGGCCACAAGAAUUCCACGAUGCACAGAAUGAGAGCUGGAUCAAAUCUCACUUUAGCCGCCUUUCCGAAGAGAAGCUGGAAACUGGCAGCACCCCCACCGCUGCCAGCAGUAUGGCUGCUCCCCAGCCCGAGAGUGGCAGCGGAGAAGCCAGCACCACAGUUCGCGUGGAGACCUUCAGCACGAGGCAAGGAGAAGCGGGCACAGCUCUUCACCGGGAGUCCUUCACCAGCAAGCAGAAGAUGUCUGGAUCCUCAGUGGUAAAAGAGACCCACAAAGAGUCUGGAAAAUCCUCGUCCACGAAUGAGGCAACAUGGGCCGCUGUGGCUGCUUGUGCCAAGGAGAUUGACACCAAGGGACGGCAACUGGCUAACUCCAUGUUGCAGCGCGCCACGGUUUACCAGAACAACGGCCACCUGGAGUCCAACGACAUCAACCAGGAGGAGCUGAGGGCCCUUGAGGAAGUGGAGAUAAAGCUAAAAGGCAAUUUCUUCACUCAGCGGGAAACCACUGUAGCUGGCAUGAACCACACACACACCUUGCAUGGCCAUGGUCAUGGGCACCAUGGUUAUCUAAGCCACCAGAACCACCAGAGCCACAGCCUGACCAACCGCAGCCAACAAAUCUAUCACCCCUUCAAAGCCACCUAACCAUGGAUGGAGAAGCCCCUUCCCCCAACAGGGCUGGCACAUAAUCACAGGCCUGUUUUCUCUCCCAUUGGACAAACUGUGUGGCCCAGGAUGAGAUGCUGCCACCCAAUCCUUCUUCCUCAGACCCCUACAGGAGUCCUGAGCCCCUUUGACUCCAUGAGUGGGAUCUGCCACAGAGGAUGGCCCCUAAUGAAGGGAGAACUGGGAGGAAGCAAAGCAGC